This is a messenger RNA of Ceratitis capitata (Mediterranean fruit fly), 3416 nucleotides long. RefSeq names its product 72 kDa inositol polyphosphate 5-phosphatase (gene INPP5E). Gene Ontology annotation, biological process: phosphatidylinositol dephosphorylation. Gene Ontology annotation, molecular function: phosphatase activity. The transcript has 5 exons. The coding region runs from base 759 to 3098 and encodes 779 amino acids. Lineage: Eukaryota; Metazoa; Arthropoda; Insecta; Diptera; Tephritidae. The record is from RefSeq and is a predicted model, not a curated record.
GUGAACUUAUAUAAAAAACGUACAAAAUGCAAUUAUAAUCAUUAGUAAGGAAUUGUAUAGAUAGAUUUUAAUAGUUAAUUCGUAUAAAAUGUAAAAAAAUAUAUUUUACAGCUGAAAACCGAUAAAAUGAAAACUUUUAGUGUUUAGAAGCCAUUGAAACGGUUAUUUACUGAUAUAACACUCCAAUAUGGGUAUUAUUUUCUGCUAUGCAUAAAUUAUAUUGAUUUUCAAAUGGCACGUUUGGAAAGGCAAGCCAGCAGGACCACAGGUCGUAAAGAAUUAUCUGGUCGGCAGAUGUGGUGAUGUGGAACACACAAUGCACAUAAAAGUGUCAUAUUCUUAAAUAAGAAGCUAAACAAAUUGAAUUUGCUAAUAGUACCACUUUUAAAGAAUCGAAGGUGCUUUUUGGUAUACUACGGAACGCAAAUACGUGAAUACAUAGCGAUAUACAAAUCUACACAAGCAGCUCACAUAGUCGAUUGAUAUAAGAAAUCCCAAAUUAAACUAUUGUGCAUUCAUAGUACAUUUAUGAUAACUGCAAUUGUACACAUCUACUCAUACGCCCCUGCGUAUUAUUUGCGUUCGUUCCUAAGCAGAGAAUUGUCUCCGUCAUUGCCUUGAGUGAAUUAGAAUUAAGCAUUUAAGUGAUUAGCUUAAUUUGUCUUUUUAGUUGCAAUAUGAGCGAAAAAAAAUCAAAAGUUAUGUAGAACAUGUAAUUGUCUUCAGUCGUUAAAAAGUUGUAUUUCCUAAUUAUAAUAAUGCAAAAAUGUAAUAGCGAUGAGCGCAUUACAAGCGCCAACUCUAGUCCACGAUUGCCUCAAAAACAUUUGUCACUAUUUGGUUUUCUGACCAAACGAUCAAGCAAAAUAGAGCCACAUCCGCGUGAAAACGAAACGAAGAAACAGGAAACAGACUAUUUGCGCCCAUCAUCAGCAUGUGGGAGUUACUUUGGUAACAAUAGCCAUGAUGUGACAUUUGCAAAAUGUUCUCCUGAUCGCCAACGUUCGCCGAAUUCUCCUCAAAAAGCAAAUGGAAUAAAGAAUAAUGCAUCAUCAGGAGCGAAUAAAAUACUACCUCCCAUCAGUAAUAGCAUUAAAAAUGCCUACGACACUAACGCACGAAAUUCUCAUGUACGUCGUCGUAGUAUUGAUGGCUCUCAAAGUGAUGGGGGUGCUGCUGAAGUGGUACUCCGUAAGACAGCUAAGUACCGCUCACCAAAUCAUAACCGCUUCAGUCACCAGUUUAGCUUAUGUUGUAAAGCCGAAAAGAAACCAAUGACACCGCCAGUAACAGUGCGUUACAAUUCAAUACCAGAUCCAGCCAAUACGUUGAUCAAACGUGACAGUCAAACAUUAUGCUGGAGUUUUGUAGAUAAUGCAUCUUUAUCAAUGCAGUCAUCCGAUGAAAAUACGUCCAUGCGAUUGCCAAAACAAGAUGAAAACUUAAAUAGAAUGAAUAUAACCGAAUGUUCAAGUGCGCCUGAGUCGCCAGUUACCUCUAAAGUGAUGUUUACAUCCUCGCACAGUAGUCCAUCAAAUGUCUCGCUCAAAAGUGGCCACAGUGAACAAGUGACAACAGAUCCAGUGGCUGGUAACCAUUUUCGCAGCCCCAUACGUCCAUUGCCUGUUUCUGCAUGUCGUUCACGAUUGCGACUAAAACUAUAUCCACCAGGCAAGGAAUUGCCAUCGCUGGAACCGAAUGCUAGUCAAGCAUCAGCCAAUGCAAUAAAACGUGCUGUGACGCCACAACACAUGUCUUCACCAAAUAUUGCGAUGCAACCAGAUAUAGCCAGGGAAUUGGAAGAACAUCAAGAGCAAAAUAUGCGUUUUAGUUCGCAUGAAAAUAUACAAAUACAAAAGUUACAAUCUAGUCAAGUAGGAUUAGCGCGACGGGCACUACUAAGUGCUCAAGUACUGAGUUUGAUACCAACUGACAAAGCUCGCGAAAGGAGUUUUAUGGAUGGGCACAUGGGAUCGUCAGCAUUAUUGGGCCCCGCUGAAUUGGACCGCGUUUUGCCAAAUAAAGAAAUCACAAUAUUCGUAGGAACAUGGAAUAUGAAUGGGCAAAAUCCACCAAAACAAAUGAACGAUUUUGUUCUACCACUGACAGUGGAGCACGUACCCGAUAUUGUAGCUAUGGGCACACAAGAAUCGAGUCCCGAUCGCUUCGAAUGGGAGGUGACAAUUCAAGAGACACUCGGUCCAUCACAUGUACUUUUCUAUUCAACAAAUUUGGGUACACUACAUUUGGCCAUAUACAUGCGCAGGGAUCUUAUUUGGUAUUGCUCAGCCCCGGAAGAUGCUUCAUUGUCGGUGCGUACCGGUACGGCCUUUCGUACGAAAGGUGCGGUGGCCAUAUCCUUUUGCCUCUUCGGCACCUCAAUGUUAUUUGUUACGUCCCAUUUGACUGCGCAUCAGCAGAAAGUGAAAGAACGUGUUUCCGAUGUGAAACGUAUUAUACAUGCAUUAGACUUGCCAAAAAACCUAAAUUUACGCCAUAAAAAUAAGGAUGUCACACAAAAUUUCGAUAAUGUUUUCUGGUGUGGUGAUCUUAAUUUUCGCCUAAGUGAACCGCGGGAGAAACUUUUGGAAUGGAUACAAAAUACAAAAUUUCCACUACCCUCACAUUUGCCACACGGUUACAUGCAUACCGAUCAAUUGUCAUCUGUUUUAUCGGAUGGUGCUGCUUUCCGUGGUUUCAUGGAGGCGAAUAUAACAUUUCCGCCAACGUAUAAGUAUGAUCCCGGUACUCAACAUUUUGAUACAUCAUCCAAGCAACGUGCGCCCGCAUAUACCGAUCGUAUUCUCUAUAAGUAUCGGCAAUUGCAGGGUUUAGGUAUAAGGCGCACCAGCACCGCUACAUCAGGUGCUACUACAGCUCAGCCUUAUGUAAAAUGUUUGUUAUAUGAUUCAGUGCCAUCUAUUACGACGUCGGAUCAUAAACCUGUUUGGGCUCUGUUUAAAACACAAAUACGUGCUGGCACAGACGCUAUACCAUUGGCAGCUGGUUUGUUCAAUCGUGAUAUUUAUUUGGAAGGCAUGAAAAGACGUUUAAAUAAUCAAUAUACAGGUUCAUCGGCAGUUUGUGCUAUACAAUAAUGUGCUUUAUGUUGCUGUAUGUAUGCUUAAAAAAAAAGAAGAAAAAUAGCAAAUGUAAAUACUCAGUAACAAUAUUUAUAGCUAAGUGAUAAAAUACUCAGUUAAAGUAUGUUUAAUUUAUUAAGUAAGAAUUAUAAUUCUUCUGCUGCUAGUCAACCAAAUUAAGGAAAGAUAUAAAUUAUACAUACAUUUAUAUAAGUAACAAGUGAAGAAAAACGGGAGCAAAGUAUAAAAUUAAUAAUUCAAAAAAAAAAACAUUAACAAAGACAUGGAAUCUACUAAAAAUGACAACUAAAGGCACUAAGCAUUGCACAAAUU